Messenger RNA from Raphanus sativus (radish), 3228 nucleotides. RefSeq lists its product as uncharacterized. NCBI's taxonomy places the organism in Eukaryota, Viridiplantae, Streptophyta, Magnoliopsida, Brassicales, Brassicaceae. The record is from RefSeq and is a predicted model, not a curated record. Gene Ontology annotation, biological process: DNA integration. The transcript is spliced from 4 exons. Gene Ontology annotation, molecular function: RNA-DNA hybrid ribonuclease activity; nucleic acid binding. The coding region runs from base 1 to 3228 and encodes 1075 amino acids.
AUGAUCGGCACAAUCCGCCUUCCAGUAUACGCAUGUGGCACAACACGAACCGUGAAGUUCUCGGUCGUCGACUCUAAAGCCCCCUAUAACGCGAUCCUAGGCACCCCUUGGCUGCAUUCGAUGCAAGCGAUCCCAUCGACUUACCAUCAGUGCGUCAAGUUCCCGGGACCAGACGGCAAAAUCCGAACGCUGCGGGGCGAUCAGCAAGCCGCUAGAGAUCUGUUAAUCGCAACCAUAAAACUUCAGCGACAAACCUCGCAUGUUAACACCGUCUCAAACCCCUUACAGAAGGCGUUUCCCCAGCAAGAGGAAGUUAUCGACAUAUCCCUCGACGUUGCUGACCAUAGCAAAGUGAUCCGCAUCGGAGCAUCCCUGCCGGAAGAUAUGCGGCAGCAACUCACCGAGUUUCUCCGUCAGAACGUCUCCACCUUCGCCUGGACUACAUCCGACAUGAAAGGGAUCGAUCCAGCAAUUACCUCUCAUGAGUUAAACGUUGAUCCCACCUUCAAGCCUAUCCGCCAAAAGCGCCAGAAACUAGGACCCGAACGAACAAAGGCAGUCAACGACGAGGUGGACCGCCUGCUCACCGCCGACUCAAUCAUGGAAGUCAAGUACCCCGACUGUUUCCCCCUCCCACACAUCGACCGUUUAGUCGAAUCGACUGCCGGAAACGCCCUCUUGACGUUCAUGGACGCAUUCUCUGGAUACAACCAGAUAAUGAUGCAUCCCGACGACCGCGAGAAGACGGCGUUCAUAACAGAUCGAGGAACCUACUGCUACAAGGUAAUGCCCUUCGGUCUUAAAAACGCGGGAGCCACCUACCAGCGCCUUGUCAACCGCAUGUUCGCUGACAAGCUAGGCUCGACGAUGGAAGUCUACAUCGACGACAUGCUGGUCAAGUCACUCCGAGCCGAGGAUCACCUCACGCACCUCAAAGACUGCUUAACAACACUCAACGAGUACGGCAUGAAACUGAACCCGGCUAAAUGCACGUUCGGCGUUAUGUCCGGCGAAUUUCUCGGAUAUAUCGUCACUCAGAGAGGUAUUGAAGCUAAUCCCAAACAGAUAUCGGCGAUCCUCGAUCUCCCAAGCCCUAAGAACAGCCAAGAAGUGCAACGCCUCACUGGCCGAAUAGCAGCGCUCAACAGGUUCAUCUCGCGAUCUACCGAUAAGUGUCUUCCCUUCUUUGAAUUGUUGCGAGGAAACAAACGAUUCAUCUGGGACGACAAAUGCGAGGAGGCCUUUGGCCAACUUAAGCGAUAUCUGACUACUCCUCCAGCACUCUCGAAACCAGAAGCAGGUGACAUUCUCACCCUCUAUAUUGCCGUCACACCUAUCGCCGUCAGCAGCGUGCUCAUACGCGAAGAUCGGGGGGAGCAAAAACCGAUCUUCUACACGAGCAAACGCAUGACCGAAGCUGAAACCCGCUAUCCCACCCUCGAGAAAAUGGCGCUUGCAGUGGUACACUCAGCGAGGAAACUCCGCCCGUACUUUCAGUCUCACACAAUUGAAGUUCUCUCCAAUCAGCCCCUCCGAACAAUCAUGCAGAACGCCAACCACUCUCGGCGGCUAACGAAAUGGGCGAUGGAGCUCAGCGAGCAUGACAUCGUAUACAAGAACCGAACAGCAGCCAAGUCCCAGGUCCUCGCUGACUUCCUGAUCGAACUCACACCCGAACUCGAGCAGGAUCUGGCCGUGUCAUCUCGCAAUUGGAUUCUGCACGUCGACGGCUCCUCAACCAAUAAAGGAUCCGGCGCCGGCGUUCAGCUUCAAUCCCCAACCGGCGAACUGAUAAGACAGUCUUUUAGCUUCGGCUUUCCCGCUUCCAACAACGAGGCUGAGUACGAAUCUCUCCUUGCAAGAGCCAAACGCCUCAGUGCCUACUGCGACUCUCAGCUCGUCGCCAGUCAAUAUAACAGCGAGUACGAUGCUCACAAUGCAAGAAUGGACGCCUAUCUCAAGCUUGUUCAGGACCUCACGAAAGACUUCGAAUUUUUCGAACUCACCAAAGUCCCGAGAGGAGAGAACGUCUGCGCUGAUGCUCUAGCAGCCCUUGGGAGCAAGCUACACGAUCAGAUCAUGCGGACAAUUCCCAUUCAUCGGAUCGAGAGCCCCAGCAUAACGGCACAAAGCGCGAGUACCUCCUCUGUCUCUGCGGUAGCUGUUACAGCCGAUAUGAACGUCGAUCCCUCAUCAGACGAAACCCCCGAUUGGCGUACCGAUUUGAUCAACUACUUAGCACACGGCAACCUUCCAGAUGAUAAGUGGCUAGCGCGAAGACUGAAGGCACGCAGUGCCCAUUACGUCGUCAUCGAGGGCGAACUACACCGUUGGAACGCCAACAAGGUCCUCCUGAAAUGCAUUUCAGGCGACGAAACGCGACUGGUCAUGGCUGAAAAUCACGAAGGCGCGGCGGGUAAUCAUUCCGGAGGACGAGCUCUAGCACUUAAAACACGCACCCACGAUCCGUUUAUGCGUUGGGCAAUGGAUAUCAUCGGGCCCAUGCCGAAUUCACGAGGCAAGCGUUUCGUUCUCGUCCUGACUGAUUAUUUCACCAAAUGGAUCGAAGCGGAAGCCUUCGCCAACGUCACCGACAAUGAAGUUCAGAAAUUCGUCUGGCGCAACAUUAUUUGUCGUCACGGUUUUCCUUACGAGAUCAGUAACGGCCAGGCAGAGUCAUCCAACCGUACGAUCAUCGACGGCUUAAAGAAACGACUAGAUUUGAAAAAAGGCUGCUGGGCCGACGAGCUAGACGGUGUCCUUUGGUCUCACCGCACCACGCCUCGUUCCGCGACUAAGUGCACUCCAUUCUCCAUGGCCUACGGCGUUGAAGCAAUGGCUCCCGCCGAAGUUAAUGUAACUAGUCUCCGAAGAUCUCGAAUGCCUCAACACGUUGAGCUCAAUCAAAGUAUGCUCCUCGACGCACUUGACGCAAUCGAAGAACGCCGCGAUCAAGCUCUGCUCCGAAUCCAGAACUACCAACAUCAAAUCGAGAGCUACUAUAAUAAGAAGGUCAAGUCGCGCCCUCUUGAACAAGGUGAUCUCGUUCUUCGAAAAGUCUUCGAGAACACUAGAGAGUGGAAGGCUGGCAAGCUUGGAACUAAUUGGGAAGGGCCAUACAAAAUCACACAAGUGAUCAAACCUGGAGUCUAUCGCCUGGAAACGUCAACCGGUGAAGCAGUUCCGCGUGCCUGGAAUUCCAUGCAUCUAAAGCGAUACUCUCCAUAA